Molecule: messenger RNA, 1814 nt
Organism: Habropoda laboriosa
Lineage: Eukaryota; Metazoa; Arthropoda; Insecta; Hymenoptera; Apidae
Gene: ash2
Product: set1/Ash2 histone methyltransferase complex subunit ASH2
Cellular component (GO): Set1C/COMPASS complex
Molecular function (GO): transcription cis-regulatory region binding; protein binding
Source: RefSeq, a predicted model, not a curated record
UGUAUACACUUGGUGUAUACAUUUCUAUAUAUUAAUAUAACGCAAAAUUUAAAAUAAAAAGGGAACAAAAAAGAAGGAAAGGACUAAUUGCACAAUAAUAGAAACCUGUAAAAUCGAAAAUGUCAGAAGAAAAAGCUGAAAGUCCAAUCGAUAAAGUAGAUGGAACACAACUUGAAUCUAUUGAAGACAAGAUAAAAGUAAAGCAUGACGAUAAAAAUAAACAGAAACAUAAACUGGAAGAAAAUACAGAGAAAUCUAAUAGUCGAACAAAUAAUAAUGAAACUGGAAAUUGUUACUGUGGUAAGGAAAGAAAUCUUAAUAUCAUAGAAUUAUUAUGCGCUAGUUGUUCAAGAUGGUUUCAUGAAUCUUGUAUUGGAUAUCAAUUGGGUAAAUUAGUACCCUUCAUGAUGAAUUAUAUAUUCAUGUGCAAAAAUUGUUCUCCAACUGGCUUGGAAAGCUUCAAAAAAAAUCAAGCACCAUUCCCACAGAUGUGUGUAACAGCAAUAGCAAAUUUGCUACAAAUGUCUGAAAAAGAAAACGAACACAGAACAUUUUUUCAUAAAGAUAAAGACAUUAUUCCUUUCAUAGAGUGUCAUUGGGAUAGUAUGACUACAAUGCCACGUAGAGUAACUCAAUCAUGGCAUGCUACAAUACAUAGAGCAUUGCUAAAAGAUGUUGGAACGUUAUUUACUAUUAUUGAUGAUAACAAUUCUGAUGGCACAUUGUUUGGACUUAUAUGUUCUGAUCUUCAAAUGAUUAAACCAAAUUAUGAAGCAAUGAUUAAAGGUGGUCAUUUAAAGGUGACUGAAAUGGGUGUUCAACAUGUUGUACCACUUAGUGGAGGUCUUCGUGGUCGCAAUGCAAAACGUAAGUUUCCUGGAGAAGGAACAGGUACAGGACCUGGAAAAAAAGGUAGGGGUUCAGAUAUGGCAGCUCCUAAAUUACCUGCUCAUGGAUAUCCCCUGGAACAUCCUUUUAACAAAGAUGGUUACCGAUAUAUUCUUGCUGAACCUGAUCCACAUGCACCUUUUAGACAGGAAUUUGAUGAAAGUAGUGAUUGGGCUGGAAAACCUAUUCCUGGUUGGCUGUAUAGGGCUUUAAGUCCAAGUACGAUUUUACUUGCUUUGCAUGAUCGUGCACCACAACUUAGAGUUUCUGAAGACAGGUUGGCAGUCACAGGAGAAAAAGGCUAUUGCAUGGUCAGAGCUACUCACAAUGUAAGUAGAGGAACAUGGUAUUGGGAAGCAACUAUUGAAGAAAUGCCAGAAGGAUCAGCUACAAGGUUAGGAUGGGGUCAAGAGUAUGCAAAUUUACAGGCUCCCUUAGGUUAUGACAAAUUUGGUUAUUCUUGGAGAUCUAGAAAAGGUACACGAUUUCAUGAAAGUAGAGGUAAACACUAUAGCAAUGGUUAUGGAGAAGGUGAUACUUUAGGAUUUCUAAUAAUUUUACCUGACACACAUGAUGCUUCACAUUUACCGAAUACUUAUAAGGAUCGACCCUUAGUAAAAUUUAAAAGUCAUCUUUACUAUGAAGAGAAAGAUCAAGUACCUGAAGCACUAAAGGCUCUUAAACCAUUACAAGGAAGUAAAAUCGUAUUUUACAAGAAUGGAAUAAAUCAAGGUGAAGCAUUUGUUGAUAUUAACAAAGGAGCUUACUAUCCUACAGUUUCUAUUCAUAAAAGUGCUACAGUUUCUGUAAGUACUUUACAGAUGCAGGAUAGAGCAGAAGAAACAAUAGCAGAACAAUCUAUGGCUGAUAUACUUUAUUUUACUGAAAAUGAGGGAAAACUAAGACUGGACACUUUUGCUUUAUGA